CCAACUAUUCCUUUCAUUGCUGCAACUCACCAUGUCUCACACACUCCUCCUCUCCGUAAUAUUCGCAGCUCUCACAUUUUCUCUCCUCCUCACCGGAGAAUCGCAAGACUUCACCAAGUCGAUACCCAGUGAAUCCCUCGGCCUCGGAGAGGAGAAGCUAAGCCACCUACACUUCUACUUACACGACAUUGUCAGUGGCCGUAACGCCACCGCCAUCCGCGUAGCCACCUCCGCCAUUAGCAACACUUCAGCGACACGUUUCAGCGACGUCCUCGUGAUCGAUGACCUGUUGACGGUGGGACCAGACCCCAGUUCCAAACAACUGGGGAGAGCUCAGGGAAUCUACACGAGCGCUUCGUUGAGUGAGGUGUCGUUGCUGAUGGCUUUCAAUUAUGUGUUUACGGUGGGGAAGUAUAAUGGGAGCACGCUAAGUAUACUUGGCCGGAAUCCGAUAUUUUCCGACGUGAGAGAGAUGCCGGUGGUCGGAGGGAGUGGAGUGUUCCGAUUUGCGCGGGGGUAUGCUCAGGCACGGACGCAUUUUAUAGACUGGAAUAGUGGGGAUGCUGUUGUGGAAUAUAACGUUUACGUUUUUCAUUAUUGACUUCUACUUGUUUAAUCCUUUUUUUUUUAAUGUGGAUUGUCCGUUCUUAAUUCAUUGCUUGAAGUUUACUUUCACUGUGAAGCGCCGAAGUGACGUUGUUUUGUUAAAUUUAUGUUUGAUUGGAAAGAAAUGAAACGAAAUGGAAACGAAAAUAUAUGAAUGAAAAUUUACGUAAGAAUUUUAUA
This is a messenger RNA of Daucus carota subsp. sativus, 786 nucleotides long. Its product is annotated as dirigent protein 21. The record is from RefSeq and is a predicted model, not a curated record. Lineage: Eukaryota; Viridiplantae; Streptophyta; Magnoliopsida; Apiales; Apiaceae. The transcript has a single exon. Bases 32 to 601 code for a protein of 189 amino acids.